Messenger RNA from Spirometra erinaceieuropaei, 399 nucleotides. Lineage: Eukaryota; Metazoa; Platyhelminthes; Cestoda; Diphyllobothriidea; Diphyllobothriidae. The record is from the annotation of a GenBank genome assembly.
AUGGAUAUCGUCGCACUCAGCGACAUCAGGUUUUCUGAACAAGAUCAACUGGAGGAGGUGGGUGUCGGUUACACCUUCUGGAGCGGUCGUCCUAAGGCCGAAAGACGGGACGCGAGUUUUGCCUUUGUCAUUCGGAACGACAUCGUCGGACGACUGCCCUGUCUGCCGCAGGGCAAUAACGAUCGUCUGAUGGGCCUCCGCCUGCCUCUCCGAGGAGGCAAAUUCGUCCCCAUCAUUAGCGUCUACGCUCCAGCGAUGAAAAAUCCUGACGCAACAAGAAACAACUUCUACAAAUACCUGAAUACUCUCCUGGAGACUGUGUCGAGGACAGAUAAGUUGAUUGUGCUUCGUGAUUUCAAUUUCCGAGUCAUUCGGCAUCCGGCUGUCCCGAACGAUUAA